GGGAACUAGAGAAGGAGGAGGAGGUUAGCCGAGGCAGCUACAGCGGCGGCGGCGCAGGGGCUGGUACGCGCUGGGCGGCGAGAGCCUCAUGGCGGAGGAAGAGAGCGACCAAGAGGCCGAACGCCUCGGAGAAGAGCUCGUGGCCAUUGUGGAGUCCCCGCCAGGCCCUGCCGGGCUUAGGGCGGCGGGCGACGGCAGAGGCGGCGCUGGCGGCGGCGGCUGCGGUGGCGGCGGCGUCGGGAUCAGCAGUCGGGAUUACUGCCGACGCUUCUGUCAGGUGGUUGAAGAUUAUGCUGGAAGAUGGCAGGUCCCUUUGCCACAGCUUCAGGUUCUUCAGACUGCACUUUGCUGUUUUACAUCAGCCAGUGCAUCAUUCCCAGAUGAAUGUGAGCACGUACAAUAUGUUUUGAGUAGCCUUGCUUUGAGUUUCUUUGAGUUGCUGCUGUUCUUUGGAAGAGAUGAGUUUUAUGAAGAGCCCUUAAAGGAUAUUCUUGGAUCAUUCCAGGAAUGCCAGAAUCACCUCCGCAGAUAUGGAAAUGUGAAUCUGGAACUGGUGACUCGAAUCAUUAGAGAUGGUGGCCCAUGGGAAGAUCCAGUGUUGCAAGCUGUUCUAAAAGCCCAGCCAGCAUCUCAGGAGAUAGUGAACAAAUAUUUAAGUUCUGAAAAUCCACUAUUCUUUGAACUGCGUGCCAGAUACCUAAUUGCUUGUGAACGCAUACCUGAAGCAAUGGCUCUUAUUAAAUGUUGUAUAAAUCACCCAGAAAUCAGUAAAGACUUGUACUUCCAUCAAGCACUCUUCACAUGUCUGUUUAUGUCACCUGUAGAAGAUCACCUAUUCCGGGAGCAUUUACUGAAAACUGAUUGUAAGAGUGGAAUUGAUAUCAUCUGUAACACUGAAAAAGAAGGCAAGACUAUGUUAGCCUUGCAACUGUGUGAAUCCUUUCUUAUUCCACAGCUCCAGAAUGGGGAUAUGUACUGUAUCUGGGAGUUGGUUUUCAUAUGGAGCAAACUUCAGCUAAAGUCUAAUCCUUCAAAACAAGUUUUUGUAGAUCAGUGCUACCAGCUUUUAAGAACAGCAACUAAUGUGAGAGUCAUAUUUCCUUUCAUGAAAAUCAUUAAAGAUGAGGUUGAAGAAGAAGGCUUACAAAUUUGUGUCGAAAUAUGCGGUUGUGCUCUACAACUAGACCUUCAUGAUGAUCCCAAAACUAAAUGUCUAAUUUAUAAAACAAUUGCACAUUUUUUGCCAAAUGAUUUGGAGAUUCUCAGGAUUUGUGCACUCUCAAUAUUUUUUCUUGAGCGUUCCUUGGAAGCUUAUCAUACUGUUGAAGAGCUUUACAAACGUCCAGAUGAAGAAUAUAAUGAAGGCACAAGUAGUGUUCAAAACCGUGUUCGUUUUGAAUUACUUCCAAUUUUGAAAAAGGGAUUGUUUUUUGAUCCUGAAUUCUGGAACUUCAUAAUGAUUAAGAAAAACUGUGUAGCAUUACUGAGUGAUAAAUCAGCAGUUAGAUUUCUAAAUGAAAGUACACUGGAAAAUUCUACAGGUAAUGUAAAAAAGGCAGUGGAACAACACAGUUUAGAUGAAGAGCUUGACUCUUUUACAGAUCAGAGCACUGGAGAGCUUGAUCCUGAUGAUAUAUCUGGAGUGCAACCAAAAGGUCAUAUUAAUGCAAAGAAAAACCUUACAGCUCUUAAUGCUUCCAGAGUAGACCACAGUGUCCCAAGGCAUCGGUGUAUGUUAUGCAACAAGGAAUUUCUAGGCGGUCACAUUGUAAGGCAUGCCCAGGCUCAUCAGAAAAAGGGCAGUUUUUCAUGUGUGAUAUGUGGUAGAAAAUUUAGAAACAGAGGACUUAUGCAGAAGCAUUUAAAGAAUCAUGUUAAGAAAAUUCAGAGACAGCAACUUGCUGCAGCUCAACAGGAGGAUCAGGAAAAUCCUGCUUUGGAAGAAAUAAAUUGUUCUGAUACUUUUAUUUCAUUUGAAAAUGGGAAUUCUGAUAAUAAGGAUUUGGAAGUAGAGACUAUUUCUGGUUCCAGUGUUGGAAACAAAGACGUCAUCCCUGCACAUAUGGGUGAAUUCACUGAAAUUCCCCUAAGUGUAUCAGAAGAUGUUACUGAAAACAUUACGGAAAAUGGCAAUCCUGAUACUUCUUUAAAUAAUGUCUCAGAGCCAUUACCUAUAUGUAUGGAUGACUAUGAGGAGGAAGAAGAUGAAGAAGGUGAUUAUGAAGAAGAUGAUUACGACCUGAAUCAAGAAACUUCAGUACUUCAUAAAAUCAAUGGAACUGUGUGCCAUCCAAAAGACAUAUAUGCGACAGAUCAAGAAGGAAACUUCAAGUGCCCUGCUCUUGGCUGUGUUAGAAUAUUUAAAAGAAUUGGAUUUCUAAAUAAGCAUGCAAGGACUGUACAUCCAACUGAUUUAAAUGUGCGGCAAACAGUAAUGAAGUGGAGCAAAGGAAAAUGCAAAUUUUGUCAAAGGCAAUUUGAAGAUUCUCAACAUUUUAUAGAUCACCUUAAUAGACACAGCUAUCCAAAUGUGUACUUCUGUUUGCAUUUUAAUUGCAAUGAGUCAUUUAAGCUGCCAUUCCAACUUGCUCAGCACACAAAAAGUCACAGGAUAUUUCAAGCCCAGUGUAGUUUCCCAGAAUGCCAUGAGCUUUUUGAAGAUCUUCCUCUGCUAUAUGAACAUGAAGCUCAGCACUAUUUAAGUAAAACACCAGAAUCAUCUGCACAACCAAGUGAAGCAAUUCUUUGGGAUGUUCUUACAGACUCAAAAUCUAAUCAUCAGGAAAAAGACUCAUCUAGUAAUGAGAAACAAACUAUUAUUAGUCUGCCAGUUUCUACUAGCAAAUCAAGGAAAGAUUCUACAGAACCAAAGACAUGUAUAGAAAGUAUGGAAAAGAAAACAGACCAUUUAGUUCAGAAUGGAAAUGAACAUUAUGAUGACACUGUUUCUGAUACAAGCUUGACAGACCAAAAGAUGCCUGACAUAGAGCCAAAUUCUGAAAAUAAUUGUAGUGUUAAUGAUUUAGUCAAUGGACACAGUGGAAUAGAGCAAACACCUUUAGUUCCCUCAGAUCCUGCUUUGAAAAUUGAUACAAAUAGAAUCAGGACAGAAAAUGGUUCCAUUUUACCCAGUGUUGUACCACAAGAACACAGUACCCUGCCAGUAUCUCAGGCACCUUCCAAACCAAAUCCGACGAGUGAACAUACUUCAUAUGGCUUAAUUUUAACAAAGCCAUAUGUCAGACCAUUGCCUCCCAGUUACCUUGAUGAACGGUACCUUAGUAUGCCAAAACGCAGAAAAUUUCUGACUGAUAGGGUAGAUGCCUGUUCUGAUCAAGAUAACGUUUGUAAAAAAUCAGUGAAAAGAUUAAGAUGUGGCAAAUGCCUGACCACCUACUGUAAUGCAGAAGCACUUGAGGCUCAUCUUGCACAAAAGAAAUGUCAGACACUCUUUGGAUUUGAUUCAGAUGAUGAAAGUGCCUGAUAAAAUGUUUCAGAAAGAUCUGUCGAUCAAGCAGUAGUGUGCAAAAAGCACUACAAGAAAAUGCAUCAUCAGUUUGCUAUUUCCCUGAUGGCCUUAAUUUUAGAACGGUCUUGGAUUACUAAAGAUAAAGACAAAGCACAUUUUCUAGAAUGAACCCACAGAGGAGAUGUGCUGGUUUAGACUCCAAAAGGGUUAUUACAAAACUCCCAAAGUACCAGUUAUCCAGAAAAACCACAUUUUUUUAAGUUGAUGAUGAUUAAUAGCAGCAUGUUCAGUUUCGCUUAUGUGAGAAACAAUUGCAGGCAACUAGUCAAAAAGAAUAACCAACUAUGGCCUUACAGAAAGGGAAAAACCCAUUAUAAAAAAAGUGGGGGGGAGGUGGUUUACAAUAAACAACUUAAAGUAUUCUACAAA
Hippopotamus amphibius kiboko is the source of this 3898-nucleotide messenger RNA. It is a transcript of the gene ZNF654, whose product is annotated as zinc finger protein 654. The coding region runs from base 89 to 3484 and encodes 1131 amino acids. Gene Ontology annotation, biological process: regulation of transcription by RNA polymerase II. The record is from RefSeq and is a predicted model, not a curated record. Gene Ontology annotation, cellular component: nucleus. The transcript is spliced from 9 exons. Gene Ontology annotation, molecular function: DNA-binding transcription factor activity, RNA polymerase II-specific; DNA binding. NCBI's taxonomy places the organism in Eukaryota, Metazoa, Chordata, Mammalia, Artiodactyla, Hippopotamidae.